This is a messenger RNA of Lactuca sativa (garden lettuce), 426 nucleotides long. RefSeq lists its product as uncharacterized. The record is from RefSeq and is a predicted model, not a curated record. Lineage: Eukaryota; Viridiplantae; Streptophyta; Magnoliopsida; Asterales; Asteraceae.
AUGGAUCAGCCGAAUCAGAACAUGAGACAACGUAGGUGGCUUGACAUGGUCAUGGAUUUUGACUGCGACAUCCUUUACCACUCGAGGAAAGAAAAUGUGGCCGUUGAUUCUUUGAGCAACAAGUCGGAUAGUUACUCGGUUGGCAGUUUAUGUAUGAAUAUUUCGAUUGAUUCGCCACUUCUGGAUUUGAUUAGGGAGGCACAGGUCGAGGGGGUCAAGAAGGAGAAUUGGAAACAGGAGAGGAUUAGUGGAGAGAUUGACAGGUUCUCCACUGACAGUCAUGGAUUGUUGAUCCGGUAUGGUCGGGUUUGGGUACCGGAUUUUGGUGGGAGCAAACAAACUGUGCUGGAGGAGGCACGCAAGUCUAGAUUUUCAAUACACCCUGGAGCCACCAAGAUGUAUCGAGAUUUGCGACUCAGUUACUAG